This is a messenger RNA of Armigeres subalbatus, 1738 nucleotides long. Its product is annotated as actin-1. The transcript is spliced from 2 exons. Gene Ontology annotation, biological process: mitotic cytokinesis. The coding region runs from base 192 to 1322 and encodes 376 amino acids. NCBI's taxonomy places the organism in Eukaryota, Metazoa, Arthropoda, Insecta, Diptera, Culicidae. The record is from RefSeq and is a predicted model, not a curated record.
UGAGCCCAACCGCCACGGCAUUCACUCUAGUUCCGAAACCGUUUGCCGUGACACGUGCGAUUAGUUCGCGAUCGUUCGUUUUCGUCGCCAUCCAUUUGAAGUGCCAUUCUCUGAUCAGCGUUCGCUGUAAGACCAACGGAUAGAAGAUCCUUUUUCUCGUAUUACGUCGAGCUAUCUAACAACCUACCAAAAUGUGCGAUGAAGAUGCUGCCGCUCUCGUUGUCGACAACGGAUCCGGAAUGUGCAAGGCCGGUUUCGCCGGUGAUGACGCCCCACGUGCCGUCUUCCCGUCCAUUGUUGGCCGCCCACGCCACCAGGGUGUGAUGGUCGGUAUGGGCAACAAGGACUCGUACGUCGGUGAUGAGGCCCAGUCCAAGCGUGGUAUCCUCACCCUGAAGUACCCGAUUGAGCACGGUAUCAUCACCAACUGGGAUGAUAUGGAGAAGAUCUGGCAUCACACCUUCUACAAUGAACUGCGCGUUGCCCCAGAAGAGCACCCAGUCCUGCUGACUGAAGCCCCACUGAACCCGAAGGCUAACCGUGAGAAGAUGACUCAGAUCAUGUUUGAGACCUUCAACUCGCCAGCCAUGUACGUUGCCAUCCAGGCUGUUCUGUCCCUGUACGCCUCCGGUCGUACCACUGGUAUCGUUCUGGAUUCCGGUGAUGGUGUCUCCCACACCGUCCCAAUCUACGAAGGUUAUGCCUUGCCACAUGCCAUCCUCCGUCUGGACUUGGCUGGUCGCGAUCUGACCGACUACCUGAUGAAGAUUCUGACCGAACGCGGCUACUCCUUCACCACCACCGCUGAACGUGAAAUCGUUCGCGACAUCAAGGAAAAGCUGUGCUACGUCGCUCUGGACUUCGAGCAGGAAAUGGCCACCGCUGCUGCUUCCACCUCCCUUGAGAAGUCCUACGAACUUCCCGACGGUCAGGUCAUCACCAUCGGUAACGAACGUUUCCGUUGCCCAGAAGCCCUCUUCCAGCCAUCCUUCCUGGGUAUGGAAUCGUGCGGCAUCCACGAAACUGUCUACAAUUCCAUCAUGAAGUGCGAUGUCGACAUCCGUAAGGAUCUGUACGCCAACACUGUCCUGUCUGGCGGCACCACCAUGUACCCAGGUAUUGCCGAUCGUAUGCAGAAGGAAAUCACCGCCUUGGCUCCAUCCUCCAUCAAGAUCAAGAUCAUUGCCCCACCGGAACGUAAAUACUCCGUCUGGAUUGGUGGAUCCAUCUUGGCUUCCCUGUCCACCUUCCAGGCCAUGUGGAUCUCCAAGCAGGAAUACGAUGAAUCUGGCCCAGCAAUUGUCCACCGCAAGUGCUUCUAAAUUAGUUCGCGUCUAGCGCAACUAAAAACAACCAAAGAUCUAUACACCUAGACCCAUAGUAUUAUUACCACCGAUUGAAUUGAAAAGCGGCGUAAUUGGUAAAGACUUUCGAAAAAAAAAAUGUAGUAAACUCAUAAUUGGAGAAAUGAGUUCCACUUACAAGCUUUCAAAAAGCUGUUGCAGUGGAAUUCAUGAAACUUAGGAAAGACAUCCCUUUUUGUGAUAAUCGUCAAACUAAAUUGGUCGUACUUUUUUAAUAUCCUGGUAUGAUUUCACAUCAAAAUUAUUCAGAGUGAUCUCAUAGUUAUCCGAAUGGAAGAUGGUACUCUUUUUAUAACAUGUAACAAGAAGAUUUAAUUAUAAUUAUAUUUAACAAUUGAUUAAUAAACAUAAGAUCCCUUUUGUAUAAUAAUAAA